Culex pipiens pallens (northern house mosquito) is the source of this 5027-nucleotide messenger RNA. RefSeq lists its product as uncharacterized. The record is from RefSeq and is a predicted model, not a curated record. The transcript has 9 exons. Bases 315 to 1247 code for a protein of 310 amino acids. NCBI's taxonomy places the organism in Eukaryota, Metazoa, Arthropoda, Insecta, Diptera, Culicidae.
CGGUUGAAUUCCGUUUGGAUUCCGUUUGGGCUAUUUUUGCUCAAGAGCGACACCUGCUGGUGUAUGGCAGAACUGCAGUGACAUUUCGCCACGUUUCGCCGAAACGGUUUUUUUGUCAGAGUGUUGGUGUAACUGAUGAGUCUGUCGACUCUGACGAGUCGGCCAUUGUGAUUUUGUUUUUUGCGCCGCGCGGUCGUGUCCGUCGAGCGGAAAAUCGUUUUAUUGGGUGUUCGCGUCUAUGUCGUGUUUUUUUUUAUUAAGUUUUUAUGUGAAAAUUAAAAAGAAUUGCAGUCGCAGAAAAAAACCUGCCCAACAUGCAUCGAAGCUCGGCUUAUAGAAGAGGUUUCCAUUUGGAAAAUAUGCAGGAAAAUUCUCGCAAGUCAGCCCCGAAGCGCAAAAAUCCAGCAACAUCUCAACCAGCGAGCCAAUCAACACCAUUUAAGCUUUCCUUGAAUGACAUGCGGCCAGUGCCACCCGAAUUUGAACUCAACACACCAACCACUAGCCAAAGGGCGAAGGUCCGAAUUGUUAUGACUACUCCGAACACCGCAUCAGCUGAUCCUGUAAUUGAAUAUGAUAACACGACCACUGAACAGGAAUCAAUCCUGGAUCCGAUCGAGACAGAAAUGAGUCCCGGCACCAGCACUCCAAAACCAGGUCAACCAGCAAACCAGAACUCAUCCGCAUCGCAACCCACUAAUUCAGAUCUUCAAAAAAUCAUCCGAGGAACCUACCGCCUCGUCAUGGAUAAAUCAAAAAAACAGGAAGAGCGACUGGAACGGAUAGAGAAAUUGCUAAUCCCACCAAAAAAGCAGAAGUCUCCCGAACCUCGACUCCUUUGGCCCGUUCCAGACCGGAGCCAGCUUGACCUGAUCGAGGCAAAGCUGGCCGACAAUGACAAUUUCGUCAAGGAUUCUCUUAUGGAAAUUUGGGAACGUGCAGAUAAAUGCGACCUGUAUAAAUUUGUUUCUACAAAUUUACGAAACCUGUUGCGAAAAGCCGGACGCUGGACGUGGACAGGAAAGCCAUCCAACGCAAAGCCAGACGCACCUAAGUCUGAGUGCGCGCAGGCUUUGAAGAGUGUGGGUUUACUGAAAGAUUUGGCCAUAUCCAUCUUUAACACAUCGGAAAAAGAUGUUGUUAGUGUGUGUAUGCGGACACUUUCCAACACUAACGAUAUUAAUCGCAAAAAUGCAUUGAAAAAAGGAGCGAUCAAUGCACAAGUGGCAGGUCCAUCUGAUCAUUGAGCUACCUUCAUCCCGUAUGCAGCGCCGUCGAAUCAGGUGUUGCAGCGCCAGUCAUCGCCGACAUUUACAAGUUCAAGUUCAUCAUAUUUCCAUAAGUUGUAUUAGUAAGGAGUGCUUAAAAUAAAAUAUUUUUUCAAUAUCAUACGUAAAGAUGGGGCAAAUAGGGACUUUAUGAAGUAACAAACUAGUUCCUUAACUAAAACAAAACCAAAAAGCAUAUCAUGUACUCAGCUGUCUUGUAAAGUGUAGUCCCUAUUCACCCCAGAAUGAUUUCAGAUAGUUUAAAAUAUUGUUUGCCGAUGUCAUACACAAAGAUGGGGCAAAUAGGGACUUUAUGAAGUAACAAACUAGUUACUAAACUAAAACAAAACAAAAAAGCAUAUCAUGUACUCAGUUCUCUUUUAAAGUGUUGUCCCUAUUCACCCCAGAAUGAUAUAGGAUAGUUUAAAAUAAUGUUUGCCGAUGUCAUACACAAAAAUGGGGCAAAUAGGGACUAUAUGAAGUAACAAACUAGUUCCUUAACUAAAACAAAUCCAAAAAGCAUACCAUGUACUCAGUUCUCUUUUUUAAAGUGUUGUCCCUAUUCACCCCAGAAUGAUUUCAGAUAGUUUAAAAUAUUGUUUGCCGAUGUCAUACACAAAAAUGGGGCAAAUAGGGACUAUAUAAAGUAACAAACUAGUUACUAAACUAAAACAAAUCCAAAAAGCAUACCAUGUACUCAGUUCUCUUGUAAAGUGUAGUCCCUAUUCACCCCAGAAUGAUUUCAGAUAGUUUAAAAUAUUGUUUGCCGAUGUCAUACACAAAGAUGGGGCAAAUAGGGACUUUAUGAAGUAACAAACUAGUUACUAAACUAAAACAAAACCAAAAAUCAUACCAUGUACUCAGUUCUCUUGUAAAGUGUAGUCCCUAUUCACCCCAGAAUGAUUUCAGAUAGUUUAAAAUAUUGUUUGCCGAUGUCAUACACAAAAAUGGGGCAAAUAGGGACUAUAUAAAGUAACAAACUAGUUACUAAACUAAAACAAAACCAAAAAGCAUACCAUGUACUCAGUUCUCUUUUUUAAAGUGUUGUCCCUAUUCACCCCAGAAUGAUUUCAGAUAGUUUAAAAUAUUGUUUGCCAAUGUCAUACACAAAAAUGGGGCAAAUAGGGACUAUAUAAAGUAACAAACUAGUUACUAAACUAAAACAAAUCCAAAAAGCAUACCAUGUACUCAGCUCUCUUGUAUAGUGUAGUCCCUAUUCACCCCAGAAUGAUUUCAGAUAGUUUAAAAUAUUGUUUGCCAAUGUCAUACACAAAAAUGGGGCAAAUAGGGACUAUAUAAAGUAACAAACUAGUUACUAAACUAAAACAAAACCAAAAAGCAUACCAUGUACUCAGUUCUCUUGUAAAGUGUAGUCCCUAUUCACCCCAGAAUGAUUUCAGAUAGUUUAAAAUAUUGUUUGCCAAUGUCAUACACAAAAAUGGGGCAAAUAGGGACUAUAUAAAGUAACAAACUAGUUACUAAACUAAAACAAAUCCAAAAAGCAUACCAUGUACUCAGCUCUCUUGUUAAGUGUAGUCCCUAUUUACCCCAGAAUGAUUUCAGAUAGUUUAAAAUAUUGUUUGCCGAUGUCAUACACAAAGAUGGGGCAAAUAGGGACUUUAUGAAGUAACAAACUAGUUACUAAACUAAAACAAAACCAAAAAGCAUACCAUGUACUCAGUUCUCUUGUAAAGUGUAGUCCCUAUUCACCCCAGAAUGAUUUCAGAUAGUUUAAAAUAUUGUUUGCCGAUGUCAUACACAAAAAUGGGGCAAAUAGGGACUAUAUAAAGUAACAAACUAGUUACUAAACUAAAACAAAACCAAAAAGCAUACCAUGUACUCAGUUCUCUUUUUUAAAGUGUUGUCCCUAUUCACCCCAGAAUGAUUUCAGAUAGUUUAAAAUAUUGUUUGCCAAUGUCAUACACAAAAAUGGGGCAAAUAGGGACUAUAUAAAGUAACAAACUAGUUACUAAACUAAAACAAAUCCAAAAAGCAUACCAUGUACUCAGCUCUCUUGUAUAGUGUAGUCCCUAUUCACCCCAGAAUGAUUUCAGAUAGUUUAAAAUAUUGUUUGCCAAUGUCAUACACAAAAAUGGGGCAAAUAGGGACUAUAUAAAGUAACAAACUAGUUACUAAACUAAAACAAAUCCAAAAAGCAUACCAUGUACUCAGCUCUCUUGUAUAGUGUAGUCCCUAUUCACCCCAGAAUGAUUUCAGAUAGUUUAAAAUAUUGUUUGCCAAUGUCAUACACAAAAAUGGGGCAAAUAGGGACUAUAUAAAGUAACAAACUAGUUACUAAACUAAAACAAAACCAAAAAGCAUACCAUGUACUCAGUUCUCUUGUAAAGUGUAGUCCCUAUUCACCCCAGAAUGAUUUCAGAUAGUUUAAAAUAUUGUUUGCCGAUGUCAUACACAAACAUGGGGCAAAUAGGGACUAUAUAAAGUAACAAACUAGUUACUAAACUAAAACAAAUCCAAAAAGCAUACCAUGUACUCAGCUCUCUUGUAUAGUGUAGUCCCUAUUCACCCCAGAAUGAUUUCAGAUAGUUUAAAAUAUUGUUUGCCAAUGUCAUACACAAAAAUGGGGCAAAUAGGGACUAUAUAAAGUAACAAACUAGUUACUAAACUAAAACAAAUCCAAAAAGCAUACCAUGUACUCAGCUCUCUUGUAUAGUGUAGUCCCUAUUCACCCCAGAAUGAUUUCAGAUAGUUUAAAAUAUUGUUUGCCAAUGUCAUACACAAAAAUGGGGCAAAUAGGGACUAUAUAAAGUAACAAACUAGUUACUAAACUAAAACAAAACCAAAAAGCAUACCAUGUACUCAGUUCUCUUGUAAAGUGUAGUCCCUAUUCACCCCAGAAUGAUUUCAGAUAGUUUAAAAUAUUGUUUGCCGAUGUCAUACACAAACAUGGGGCAAAUAGGGACUAUAUAAAGUAACAAACUAGUUACUAAACUAAAACAAAUCCAAAAAGCAUACCAUGUACUCAGCUCUCUUGUAUAGUGUAGUCCCUAUUCACCCCAGAAUGAUUUCAGAUAGUUUAAAAUAUUGUUUGCCAAUGUCAUACACAAAAAUGGGGCAAAUAGGGACUAUAUAAAGUAACAAACUAGUUACUAAACUAAAACAAAACCAAAAAGCAUACCAUGUACUCAGUUCUCUUGUAAAGUGUAGUCCCUAUUCACCCCAGAAUGAUUUCAGAUAGUUUAAAAUACUUUUUUUCCGAUUUCAUUUACAAGGAUGGGGCAAAUAGGAAAUUUAAACAAAAACAAAACAAAAACAUGCCAGUUCUAAUUUAAUGAGUAGUCCCUAUUCACCCCAUUAUUUUUUAAGAUUGUGUCAAAUAUUCUUUCCCGAUGGCAUUUCCGGCGAGCUCGAGCGCCGGGCAAUCAGCUUAGUCUAACCAGUCUUAGUACGUUGUUUACCUUAAUAAGUGUAUUUAUAGUUUAAACCGUUUUUUAUAAUUUCCGCAUAAUAAAUAAUAAUUCAAUUGAAAACUUGUUGUUUUUUUUCGUACAAUCCUCCAAAACGAAAAAGAAAACCAGCCAGAAAAAUGAAGAAGAAGAAGAAGCUCCUGUCAAAAGCAACCCGUCCAUUCCGUUUCGAUUCCGUUUGAAUUCCGCUUGAACCGAUUUGCGGCGAAAAGUCAAACGGAACCGGUUGUUGCGUUUGAAACGGAAUACGGUUUAGAAUCUAAAACGAACACUGUUUAGAAUUCGAAUCGAACUUUUUUCGCUCAAGUGGAAUUCUAAACGGAAUUCAAAC